This is a messenger RNA of Striga asiatica, 2298 nucleotides long. Lineage: Eukaryota; Viridiplantae; Streptophyta; Magnoliopsida; Lamiales; Orobanchaceae. The record is from the annotation of a GenBank genome assembly.
GUUAAACACCACCAUGGGGAUUGGGGAGUAUAUAAACACUCCUGCGUCGUCGUUUCGAUCGCUCCGUCUCAUGUCACCUGAUUUCCAGUCUCUAGGCCGUCCAAAAACAAAUCGGGACGCCAUUUUCCCACUCCAUACUAAUCAGCUCGCAAUCCGGAGCAUUGAACAGCCAUGGGUUUUGGAGCCCUAAAAUCCAUUCUCCGGCCGGUAUCAAGGAUCCUUUUACCCGUCUCUCAUUUAUCCCAAGCGUCGAAAAACCUCUCUCCCCUCUCUCCCCCGGAGCUCCGCCACCUACCCGUCCCCUUCCGCCGCAACACACCGUGGUUUAGGCCUUGCAGUGCAUUCCACAGCCUUACGGAUACCAGGUACCCCAAACGUAGACCCAGCGACCAUCCCCGCCGCAAAAGGGCCAGCUUGAAACCACCAGGUCCAUAUGCCUGGGUGAAAUGUGUGCCUGGGGAACCGAUACUUCCAAACCAACCAAAUGAAGGAAGUGUGAAGAGGAGGAAUGAGAAGAAAAGAAUCAAGCAGCAUCGCCAAUUUAUAAUGGUACAUUUCUCUUAGUUGUUCAGUUUCGUAAAUUGUAUUGUGAUUGAGGUGCUACUUGCAAAGAGAUGCACAUUGAACUCUUGGAAGUUGGAGUUAGAACUACCUUUUGCAGUGCACUUGUGAGGAGUGAUGUGUCCUAAGUUUUUAAUCUGGUAAAUUUCUUGCUGGCAAUGGUAUCUGCCUAGUUUAGAUGCCCGAGGAUGUGAAAAAAUGCUGUAUCAUCUAAAAACCUAACUUACCUUUGGAUGGGUUUUAUUUGUAAUGAUUUUAGGACUAGGAGGUGAAGGAAAUGUGUAUAAACGUAAUGUAUGUGACUUCAGGCGGUAAUUCAAGGUUGUAGUGCUUGUGUAGAUUAUUUAACAGACAUGAAGAUAAACUUUAGUUUUAUGUUUCACCAGAGAGUUUAUAGUCACUGAAGAUAAAAUUUGGAGAACUUUUGGUUCAUUUGUUCUUGCUUGGACUGAGUUUAGGCACUCAUCUAGUCAACUCUUCCUGGUAUGCUUUCUUCAACUGAAUACAAUCUCAUAGAAAUUAAGUAUACAAAUGGGCUGAAUUUUGACCUUUCGUUAUGAGUUAUCCUGGUCCUAUUUUUGGUUGAGGUUGACCUUGGAUCUGAUUAUAGAUGAUCCAAGUGACAGCUGCAGAAAUUGCAGAAUUUAUUCUUAAGCAUGAUUGUAAUUUUAAUCCCAUUUUUGCAGACAGAUCGAUUUGUUUUUUGAGCUCUAGUCUGAUUUUAGGAUAAUGACGACUUUGGAUAUGUUUUGUUGCUUUCUGCUCUUGGAAACUGCCCCAAGUUGCUUCUCUUGAUAGGUCCUAUGAAGAAUGCAUGUGGAGUUUGGAUUAGUAUUAAGAAGGUUAUUGGGGUACUAAAAUAUGUGCCACAAUUGUUUCAUCUUCUAAAGAACUAUUGGAGGCUGACCAAUUCUUUAUCUACUACCUUUUGGUAGUUGCGGGUGGUUAUUGACAGAUAUAACCAUGGCUCACUAAAGUUCUCUGUAUCUCAAAGCUCGGCAAGCUGCACUGCAGUUUUCUUUCACGCUGUUUGUUCUCUGCCAAAAAUUGGUUUCAUAUCUUUGCACAUUUUUUAACGAAAUUGAGAUUCUCAUUCUGUUUCUAAACAUCUAUCAUUUUUACAAAGACUAACUCAUUCUCGUUCUUGAUAUUAGAUUGUGCCUGUUCUUUAUACCCAUCAGAGGUAUUUUCUAACUAUGUAUCUCUAAUAUUCUGUGAUGCGGUGUAGUCUGAAAAAAGGAAGCGGAAAGCUCAAAUGCAGGAGGCUAGAAAGAAAAAGUUAUUGAAAAGGGUGGAACGAAAGAUGGCUGCAGUUGCAAGGGAAAGAGCCUGGGCUGAAAGAUUGGUUGAGCUGAAAAGAAUUGAGGAGGAGAAGAAGAAAUCAACAGCAGCUUGAUUGGAUUACUUCAGGCAUCUCUAAGUUGGUAGCGCACAUUUCUCUUUUCUUUUUUCCUUUUAAUGACGAAGUUGGAUAUGUAGUAAUUUGCCCUUUUGUUAUCAUUAUAUAAAUGAGGUGCGCUGAAAUUCUGGAUUUUGACAUGUUGUGUUAAGUUUUUCAUUUCUAUUUUCAAUGCGAAAUUGGAGAUUUUCCGCUCGUCCCAUUAUCUCUCGAUUUGUUUGCUGAAUCAUAACAUACAAGUUUUCCAAUGAGGCCAAAGAUCUUUUAUAACAGCUAAUCUAGAGAGAGGAUGUAAAUAUGUACUUUUGGAAAAUACUACAAACCAUAUUAUGAUCAUA